Lecanosticta acicola is the source of this 1410-nucleotide messenger RNA. The record is from the annotation of a GenBank genome assembly. Lineage: Eukaryota; Fungi; Ascomycota; Dothideomycetes; Mycosphaerellales; Mycosphaerellaceae.
AUGUCGAAGAUCGAAGCAGUCUCCUUCACCGACCGCUACGACAAAGAUGGCCACAGCUCGCCGCUCGACAGCUACCACGACCACGACGUCUUCGGCCGCGAAGAAGGCCACGAUAUCAAAUACAAAACGCUCUCAUGGCAGAUUGUCUCCGUCCUGAUGAUCGCGGAGAUCGUCUCCAACGGCAUGCUCUCGCUCCCUUCCUCGCUCGCGACCGUCGGCAUGGCACCAGGCCUCAUCCUCAUCAUCUUCCUAGGCGUCUUUGCCGCGUAUACGUCCGUGCUCCUGGUGCGGUUCAAGCUGCGGCAUCCGGAAGUGCACAACAUGGGCGACGCGGGCAGGAUCAUGUUUGGACCCCUCGGACGGGAGAUUUUCUCGCUGGGCACGUUGGCUUUUGCGGUUUGUUUGGCGGGAGGGCAGAUGCUGUCGGGGCAGAUUGCUCUGUCUGCUCUGAGCGACAAGGGACUGUGCAAUGUUUCCUUCACGGGCAUUUUCGCCGCCGCGACGUUCCUGUUGGCUCUGCCGAGGACUUUCGAUGGACUCGGGUGGAUUUCCGUGGCUAGUGUUCUGAGCAUCAUCAUUGCGGGCGUUGUUGGGAUGGUGGGAGCGGGACUACACCCCGUGGAGCCGAGAUCGGUGGUCGCGGCUCUUCCGAGCGAUUUCUACACGGCCUUCUUCUCCAUCACCAACCCCGUGUUUGCCUACUGUGGACAUUUCAUGUAAGCUGAGCCAGGGACGGAACAAUAGCCUGCACGUGAACUAAUGAAGACCACCAGGUUCUUCGCCCUCAUGUCGGAGAUGAAACGCCCCCAAGACGCCAUCAAAGCCGCCUACACCCUCCAAGGCGUCGCCACGACCUACUACGCCCUCUUCGCGGGCGUGACGUACGGCUUCCUCGGCAGCGCCGUCCUCUCCCCCUCCUUCUCCUCCCUCGCCCCCGUCUGGUCCAAAGCAGCCUACGGCAUCGCCCUCCCCAACCUCCUCAUCGCCGGCUCCCUCUACAUCCACACCGCGAGCAAAGUCCUCUUCAUCCGCUUGUUCCGGCACUCCCGCCACCUCCACUCCCACACGCUCCUCGGCUGGACCGUCUGGAUCGCCCUCAUCGCCCUCACAAGCGGUAUUGCUUUCGUCCUCGCCGUCGGCGUUCCGAUUUUCAAUUACCUCAUCGGUAUCAUCGCUUCGCUCUUCGCCGCUUGGUUUACGUACGGUAUUGCCGGCAUGUUCUGGUUGCAUGACGCUUACCAUGACGGCGAGGGGUUUCGCGCUUGGAAACGUAGGGGUUUCGGCACUGGGAUGGCUGUUGUGACUAUCGUUGUCGGUUUGUUCAUCUGCGUCGCGGGCAUGUAUGUGACUAUACGUGCGAUUGUGGAUGCGUAUGCGGACGGCACCAUCACGGCUCCGUUUAGUUGCUAG